Malus domestica (apple) is the source of this 2067-nucleotide messenger RNA. RefSeq names its product casein kinase 1-like protein 3. Gene Ontology annotation, cellular component: cytoplasm; nucleus. Gene Ontology annotation, biological process: peptidyl-serine phosphorylation; signal transduction; endocytosis. Lineage: Eukaryota; Viridiplantae; Streptophyta; Magnoliopsida; Rosales; Rosaceae. Gene Ontology annotation, molecular function: ATP binding; protein serine/threonine kinase activity. The record is from RefSeq and is a predicted model, not a curated record.
GUUCGUUUAUUUUUUUCAACCUCUCCCUCCCUGAAAAUCCCCAAAUCGCAUUUGACCGAAUCGUCGUCUCUGCUAUUCGAUCUGAACCUUGCCCUAAAAACCCUAUCUUUCUCUCUCCUCGUCGACGAAUUCAAUCAGUUCCAGAGAAAUUAGGGCUUUUUAUGGAGAGGAUCAUCGCAGAGAAGUACAAAUUAGGUCGCAAAAUUGGGAGCGGAUCGUUCGGCGAAUUGUAUCUUGCAACCCAUAUAGAGACUGGCGAGAAUUUGGCGGCGAAGAUUGAAAAUAACAAGACAAAACAUCCACAACUUUUGUACGAGGCAAAGCUUUAUAAAAUUCUACAGGGAGGAAGUGGUAUUGCAAGCAUAAGAUGGGCGGGAUUUGAUAGGGACGAUAAUGUCCUCGUCAUUGACUUGCUGGGACCGAGUCUUGAAGACCUCUUUGUGUACUGUGGGAGGAGGUUUUCACUGAAGACAGUCUUAAUGUUGGCUGAUCAGAUGAUUACAAGAAUAGAAUAUGUACAUUCUAAAGGGUUUUUGCAUAGAGACAUCAAACCAGACAACUUCCUCAUGGGUCUUGGCAGGAAAGCAAAUCAGGUUUAUGUUAUUGAUUUUGGACUUGCAAAAAGAUUUCGGGACCAAAAUACACACCGGCAUAUUCCGUACAGAGAAAACAAAAGCUUAACAGGAACUGCACGCUAUGCUAGUUGCAAUACCCAUUUGGGAAUAGAUCAGAGUCGUCGGGAUGAUUUGGAGUCACUUGGAUAUGUUCUUCUGUACUUCUUAAGAGGAAGCCUUCCUUGGCAGGGUCUAAAAGCUGCAACAAAGAAGCAAAAAUAUGAUAAGAUUUGUGAGAAGAAGCUAUCAACUCCCAUUGAGGUCUUAUGUAAAUCGCAUCCUGUGGAGUUUGCAUCCUACUUCCAUUAUUGCCACUCUUUAACAUUUGAUCAACGCCCUGAUUAUGCAUUCUUGAAGCGCCUGUUUCGUGAUUUAUUUAGCCGCGAAGGAUACGAGUUUGACUAUAUAUUUGACUGGACAAUUCUAAAAUACCAGCAGGCACAGCAUACAAGGACUCAGGGUCAAUCAUCUAAACCGCAGCCACCUGUAGUUGUCUCUGGUCGAGAAAUUCCUAGCGGUCAAGCAGUGCCUGCGGAUGCGAUGAGGCUUAAAGGCAUUCAUGAUGUUCCUAGACCAGCUGAGGUCACAGCAAAUAAGCGGCCAAGCAAUCAUGCGCAUCCAGAUGUUCAUAUGCAAUAUAGAUCAUCAACAGCCCAGAAUUCGGGUGCUAAUAAUACUGUUGAGAAACACAAUGCGAGUAAUGCACCUAUGCCACCUACUGCAUUUUCUCUCAGAAGACAUUUUCAAAAACCAGAGGGGCCGGUUGAAAAUGCAAACUUAGGCCGUAGAGUUGGGAAUCAAAAUGGUGCUUCAAGCAGUUGGAUGUCAUCAGUAAACCAAAUUUCUUCAGCAAAGUAAUAGCUAUAGAUCUGAAGGAGAUUGCUCAGAGCAUGUGUCUUUCGGUAGCAAAUGCCAUGAAGUUUGGGUUGCUUGUUUCUCCCAUGACAGAUUGCAUAACACAUGUGAAAACUUCAACUGGCAAAACUUGAACACACAGGAUGUGCUUGGACUUCACACCACAGGAUGGAGUUUCCGCGUGCAUAGGUGGCAAAAAUGACAGCCCAUAUCGUGUUGUGUGGAUGAUGUGUAAAGUGAUUGAGUUGCUUUCUGUUCUUAAUCUUUUUCGGAUCAAAGCCCUGGAUAUGUUCACCAGGUCCUUCAGAACCUGGAAAAAAGAGUAAACUAGUAUUUCAGAUCUUGAAUGGGAGAACUUCAUUGGGCGUCUUGAUCUCAUUGAAGAGGGUAUUAGAGAUCUUUCUAUUGUUCGUUAAAUCCUUCGAGCUUUGUGUUUAGAAGCUUUAAGCAGUCCAUAAUUUGAAGCAGUAACGAACCCUAAUUCCUCCGAUGCCAAUCGUAGUUAUGAACUUACGAUGCAUUUUCUUACAUCACAUAAAUACAAAUGUCUGAAAGAUGUUUUUCUCCAUCCAUUCUACAAGGCUAAAUUUUGUCUCUC